CCGUUCCACGCCUCUGCAUACUAGAGAAGAACCGGGAUUCGGGAAUAAAUAUCCUGAGAUUCAUGAGUGCAGACACAGAGGGCACACAGAGAGACCGGGAGAGAAAGAGAGACACUUUGGAUUAAGACUCAUCUUUACGCACGUUGCAGCGGAACGCGCACUUGGUUUGGGAGGAGUUUACAGCCAGACCUGCGUGAGAACAUGAAUUUAUUCCUGAAACUUCUGCUUCUUCUACCAGCUGCUUUCUGUUCAGCGGCUCACACAGAGCUCCAUCACAGACAGAGGAGAGGCACGCGUUUAUCUACUAAAGAGGUGUGUGUGGACACUGACUCAACUGCAGUCAGAAGCAGCGGCGCGACGUGGCUGCGCUUGAAGGGUCCGAAAGUUGAAUACUGCCGCUGCACAUCACGAGGAAGAGUACAGUGUCAUGAGAUCCCUGUUAAAAAAUGUUUUGUAUCUAAGUGUUAUAACGGAGGGUUGUGUAAAGAAGCCAUUUACUCCGGUCAUUUCAUAUGCCAGUGUCCAGCAGGCUUUACCGGCACCCAGUGUGAAAUCAACACAACCGAGAAAUGUGCGCGGGGUCAAGGGUUAGCGUACCGUGGCAUCUGGAGUACCAGUUUGUCAGGACUGGAGUGUGUGAACUGGAAUUCCUCCUCACUGAGGGGAAAGAAAUUCACAGCUAGUAGGCCAGAAGCAAACACACUGGGGCUGGGAAAUCACAACUACUGCAGGAAUCCAGAUGGAGAUACUAAACCAUGGUGCUAUGUUUAUAAAAGAGCUCAGAUCACGUGGGAAUUCUGCUCUUUACCGACCUGCUUAUCAGACCCCACGCUGGAGUGUGUACGCAGAUCAGGACAGAUGUACAGAGGGACGAAAGCUGUGACACGCAGCGGUUUAAAGUGUUUACCGUGGGACUCCCCCGCUGUCUCUCAUAAAGUCUUCACUGCAUGGAGAUCUGAUGCCAGAGAGCUGGGCGUCGGCAGCCACAGCUUCUGCAGGAACCCAGACGGUGACCUCAGCCCCUGGUGUCACGUGUAUAAAGGAUCCCAGCUGACCUGGGAACUGUGUGAUAUCCCCAAAUGCUCGAAGAAACCUUCAAUAACCACGCUUGGACCACGAGCCCCCACGCCCCUCAACAGUCAGGGUUCCUGCGGUCAGCGUCUGGAAGGUCCUUCGAACUCUCUGCCCAUGUUCAGGAUACGAGGAGGUCAGGCCAGUGACAUCAGAGAGCAGCCGUGGCAGGCGGCUAUUACCGUAUAUCUGCCUCGCGCCAACUCCUACAACUUUCUGUGCGGUGGAGUCCUCAUCGACUCCUGCUGGAUCCUGUCGGCUGCUCACUGCUUCCAGGAGGGGUUUUCCGAGAAGCGUCUUCAGGUGGUUCUGGGUCGAACCUUCAGACUUCAGAACUCCAGCAGUGAGCAGAUCUUUCACGUGGAGAAGUACUGGGUCCAUGAGCGAUAUGAUGACGAAACCUAUGACCAUGAUAUAGCUCUGCUCAAGUUGAAGAGCGACUCUGGUAUCUGUGCUAUAAACUCUCCAGAGGUUCUGCCUGCGUGCUUACCGGAGCCAAACCUGGUUUUACCCGACUGGACGGAGUGCGAGAUCUCUGGUUAUGGGAAAGAGGAAGAAUUUUCUCCGUUUUACUCUGAGAGAAUUAAGCGAGGUCUCGUGCGGCUGUGGCCUCAGGAACAGUGUGUUCCGGAGAAGCUGUCCGGUCGUCUGGUCACUCCUAACAUGCUGUGUGCGGGAGACACGCGUGGUUUAGAUGAUGCCUGCAAGGGAGAUUCUGGUGGUCCUCUGGUGUGUCCCAGGAACGGCAGGAUGACGUUGAUGGGUUUGAUCAGUUGGGGCGACGGCUGCGGGAAGAAAGACACGCCCGGCGUUUACACCCGCGUCGCAAACUACACAAAAUGGAUCUCCAGUAAGAUGAGAUCUAACUGAGACAUUAGCACACAUCAUGAACAUAAGGAGAGAUGGUGAACAUCUCCAUGUUCAUCAUGUUCACAGCCGGACAGCUGGAUUCUAGCCGUCAAGGAGGAAACAUCACAGAUCAUCAGAUGUUGUUGAUGUGGCACAUAUUGCACACAAGAAGAGAAAUGUGAAAGGAAGGACCAUGUUUCAUGUAUUUUAGUUCAGCUGCACAGGACGAUUCAGAUGUGCACCUGCUCCGCUCUUUCUUUUAGUGUUUUAAAAUGAUGAAAUGGAUUUAGAAGGAACAUGUGCUUCAUGUAUAAACAUUGACGAUACGUAAAUUCUCGGUGACAGCUUUUACGUGAUAUUUUUCUUUUAUGACACUAAUAAUGACGUUGAGUCAAUUUCAUAACAUGUUUUUAACACUAAAUAUCUGCUGGGUCAGAGAGACUUUGUUACUUUGUGUUUUAAUACAACUUAUAGGUUUAGUAAAUCUAGAUGAUUCCUACUUCUAACUGUUGUAUUUGUCAACCCAUCAAUAUCUAAUAUUAUUACGUGCUUUAGAUUUUAGGAUGCAUACUAAGUUAAUAUUUAACUUUUUAACUUUUUUUGUUUUUUUUAUAUGUAUUGUCAGUUAUUCCUAAAUUAUUGUUUUAUAAAAGCUUGUACCUUAUUUUGCCUGACUUUUUAUAAAACAUAAAUAUAUUUAGCAUUC
Messenger RNA from Triplophysa rosa, 2626 nucleotides. It is a transcript of the gene plat, whose product is annotated as plasminogen activator, tissue. The transcript has 15 exons. Gene Ontology annotation, cellular component: extracellular region. The coding region runs from base 202 to 1941 and encodes 579 amino acids. Gene Ontology annotation, biological process: smooth muscle cell migration; plasminogen activation. Gene Ontology annotation, molecular function: serine-type endopeptidase activity. The record is from RefSeq and is a predicted model, not a curated record. NCBI's taxonomy places the organism in Eukaryota, Metazoa, Chordata, Actinopteri, Cypriniformes, Nemacheilidae.